This is a messenger RNA of Rubroshorea leprosula, 1170 nucleotides long. The record is from the annotation of a GenBank genome assembly. NCBI's taxonomy places the organism in Eukaryota, Viridiplantae, Streptophyta, Magnoliopsida, Malvales, Dipterocarpaceae.
AAUCUCUUGAAGAUGAUGAGCAUUUGUGAGUCAUUUUCUUGCCGCUUAAGUCUUGCUUCUUUACGUGUUUCAUGGGAUGACUGCCGUAUUUUGUGUAUUGUUGUUAUUGGCCAUAUCGUUUGUCUAGUGUUUACAUGGUUUUGUAAUGUACCCCAGCAAUGGAUUUAAAAGCUUGUUCUGACUGGCUGGCUGGCCAGCCGGUAUGUAUUCGCUGUGAAUUACAUGCUAAGAGGAAGAAGAGAUGCUUCAGCAUUCCUUAUCCAUUUGGAAUUGGAAAUCGAAGCUGUUUCAAAGAACCAUCUCAUGAACUGGUGUGCGAUGAAUCUUACGUUCCCCUGAUGCUCUUUCUAGGGGAGCAAGCUCUCACCGCUUCAUCCAGACAACAACACUUGAAAGUUAAUAUUCCGUCUCUGAUACCAGAAACAAAUUCACAGCUAUUGGUUGUGAUACGCAGGCCUUCAUGUCUGAUUUCUAGAGUAGGAUUUUUCAGAGUGGAUGCAUUUCCUUGUGCAGGAAUGUGUCCAACAUUGUUGAUGGAUCUUGUUCCGCAACCCACCACAACCACACAAGCAUGGGAUUUCAAUCCUUGUUGCUAUGCAUUUCUUGCUCAACAAGAUUGGUUUGACUUGACUGUAUCUCAUCUCUGGAACUUCACAAAUAAUACUGGUCUGAAUUUCAAGGGUUUUGCUUCUUCACCGGUUGUGCUGGAUUGGGUGGUUGGUCUAGAAACCUGUGAAGAGGCCAAGAAAAAUUCAACAGCUUAUUCUUGUGGAGAAAACAGCUUCUGCUCUGACUCGCCCAAUGGCCCAGGAUACAGAUGCCACUACAAUCAAGGCUAUCAAGGAAACCCUUAUCUUCCCCAGGGUUGUCAAGAACAGAUGAUGGUGCACAAGAUGGAAUUCGAUGCAUACCUUUGCAUAAAAGUUUUCCUGUUUUAGAGUCUAAUUUAGGAAUUGGUGUAGGACUACUGUUGCUCCUGAUAGGUAGUUCUUGGACAUGCUGGGGCUUAUGAAAGAGAAAGCUCAUCAAUCUUAAAGAAGAAUUUUUCAUACAAAAUGGUGGUUUGCUGUUAAAACAGCAGCUUUCAAUGCGUGAUCAAUCAGUGGAAACUACAAAGGUUUUCACAGCAGAAGACCUUCGAAAGGCAACCAAUAACUAUGAUGAGAGCUG